AUGCCUAUUUAAUUUACAAAAGGCUAAAUCUUUAUUUUUGAGUUUUUAGAAAGCUUUAAAUUCACAAAAUGUUCUGGUUUAGCUAAAUGCAUUAAUCUCUCAAAUUUGACACUUGAUCUUGGUAGAAAUUCAAUUGGGGCAAUGGGUGCAUCAGGCUUAGGUUCUGGUUUAGCUAAAUGCAUUAAUCUCUCAAAUUUGACACUUAAUCUUGCGUAAAAACAGUUUAUUUGUUUUGGAUUGUGA
Molecule: messenger RNA, 243 nt
Organism: Tetrahymena thermophila SB210
Lineage: Eukaryota; Ciliophora; Oligohymenophorea; Hymenostomatida; Tetrahymenidae
Exons: 4
Source: RefSeq, a predicted model, not a curated record